AUGUUUUCCGUAACUGAGAUGCAUGAGAAAAAUCUCAUUGAGAACUACUGCAGGAAUCCAGACAGCUCCCCGAAAGGACCUUGGUGCUUCAGCCGAGACCCGCUGGUGAGACGCGAGGAAUGCAUCAUGCCUAUCUGUGGUCAGCCCCUCAAAUCGGCACCUGCUGUCCCUGAAACUCCGGUGUACGAUCAGAAGGGCUGUAUGCACGACUACGGUCUGGAAUACAGCGGCACCAUGGCCGUCUCUGCAAGCGACAUACAGUGCCUAAAGUGGAACUCCCCUAAGGCCAUCAAGCUUAGCAAAGGCAAGACAUUUUUACCCGAGGUGAAACUGGUGGAAAACCACUGCCGGAAUCCUGACGGAGACCUGGAAGGUCCUUGGUGUUACGUCGACCACCCAAACAUGACAUUCGACUACUGCAACAUCAAACUGUGCGAUGACCCACUGGACGCAUUUGAGGAAGAAGAUACACUCAGUGGUCGCACGGUUUUACAAGACCCGCGUAUAUCCUUCUUCAACCUGAAAAGUUUUGGCAAAGGCGAAGAUGAAUGUGGAAUCAGGCCCAAGUUUGAGCAGAUAAAGGUGAAGGAUCAGAACGAACAGGAGCUGACUGAUUCCUACGCAGCGAGUCGGAUUGUGAAGGGGGUCGACGCUCAGGAGGGCAGCGCACCCUGGCAGGUAAUGCUGUACCGGAAAGCCCCACAGGAGCUGCUUUGUGGAGCCAGUCUCAUAAGUGACCAGUGGAUACUGACAGCUGCCCACUGCAUUCUCUACCCACCCUGGGACAAAAACUUCACAGCUAACGACAUCUUGGUCAGAGUGGGCAAACACUACCGCUCCAAGUUUGAAAGACAAACUGAAAAAAUUGUUGCUCUGGAUGAAAUUAUUCUCCACCCCAAGUAUAACUGGAAAGAGAACCUGGACAGAGACAUUGCUCUCUUGCACCUGAGGAAACCACUGACCUUCACAGAGAACAUCGCGCCCAUCUGUCUGCCCACCAAGAAAGUUGCUAAGACGCUAAUGUUUGCCGGGUUCAAGGGCCGUGUGACAGGCUGGGGAAACCUGUAUGAGACGUGGACAAGCACUCCCCAGUCUCUACCGCAGGUUCUGCAACAGAUUCACCUGCCCAUUGUUCAGCAGGAGACCUGUCGUGAUUCUACCAAGAUCAGAGUGACUGACAACAUGUUCUGUGCAGGAUUUGGCCCAGAUGAUUCUAAAAGUGGCGAUUCCUGCGAGGGUGACAGUGGGGGUCCAUUUGUCAUGAAGAACCCAGAAGAUGACCGCUGGUACCAGAUUGGAAUAGUGUCUUGGGGAGAAGGCUGCGACCGUAAAGGCAAAUACGGAUUUUACACCCACCUUUUCCGUAUGCGAAAAUGGAUGCUGAAAACCAUAGCGGAUGAAGAAAGCGAAUCGUGAAAGUUAAAACAAACCAUAAGUUUGCUUUUUUUUUUUUCUCAUAGUCCUUUGUGUGUAGUAAUAAUAAAAAAUAAAUAAACACAAA
Molecule: messenger RNA, 1501 nt
Organism: Polyodon spathula (Mississippi paddlefish)
Lineage: Eukaryota; Metazoa; Chordata; Actinopteri; Acipenseriformes; Polyodontidae
Product: prothrombin-like
Exons: 9
Coding region: 1-1416 (471 amino acids)
Biological process (GO): positive regulation of blood coagulation; platelet activation; blood coagulation
Cellular component (GO): extracellular region
Molecular function (GO): serine-type endopeptidase activity; calcium ion binding
Source: RefSeq, a predicted model, not a curated record